AUGGCAGAACAAAUAACACACAAAAAGGGCAUUAGAAGGCUAGAUCGCGACAAGCGUGAGCUGCUCAAGCAAUAUUAUCAACUCCAAUCUUCAACCCAUGAGCCGGUCUCAUCUGGUACUGCUGUUACGCCACCGGGCGAUAAACAACAAGAAGAACACGAGGAACAGGACAACUACACUGAGGAGCUGGCUGCGAAUGUGACCAAAAACUCAUUGAAAGAGCUACUGCAUGCUCAUAAUGCAUUAUUAGCGAGAGAAACUGCCGCUAAUAACUCUAUCAAGAAUACUAUUUAUGAAAAUUACUAUGAUCUGGUAAAGGUUAACACUAUUUUGGGGGAAAUGGGAGAAUGUCCCAUACAAGAAAAGCUAGAAACGCUUAAAGCGAAUAUGGAUAGAAUAUCGCAAGUGCGGACCGACUGA
Messenger RNA from Eremothecium sinecaudum, 420 nucleotides. RefSeq names its product Vps51p (gene VPS51). Bases 1 to 420 code for a protein of 139 amino acids. Lineage: Eukaryota; Fungi; Ascomycota; Saccharomycetes; Saccharomycetales; Saccharomycetaceae. The record is from RefSeq and is a predicted model, not a curated record. The transcript has a single exon.